CGUCCUCCCUACAGUCUCCCACCUUCCCAGCGUCCCCCGCGCGCACAACAUGGCGGCACCCUUGCUGCCGGGGGUAUUCUCCCUGUCCCGGGUUCUGGGCCCCUGUUCUCGCCAGGCAAUAAGGGGUUUGAGCAGAAUGGCAUGGUCACACCUGUGCCUUAUGAUGGACCAGAUGUAUGGUUGUGCUAGCCUGAAAUGAAACAGAUGGAGAUAUUGAAGGGCCCUUCUAUUGAACUAGUUUAGAAGCUUUUUUCUGCCCAGUCCGUGUCACCCAGCACAUCACUUUGAUCCCAAUGAGAACCAAGAAGCGCUUUAUACCUCCUAUUUAUGAGCCUAAAUACAAAACUGAGAAGGAGUUUCAGGACCGAGCCCGUGCUGCAGGGAUUGUCAUUCCCAAAGAACGUCUUGAGAGUCCCAUUCAUUUGGCCUGCACAGCUGGGAUUUUUGAUGCCUAUGUUCCUCCUGAGGGGGAUGCCCGACUAACAUCCCUCUCCAAGGCUGGCCUGCAGCAAAAGACAGAGAAACUAAAGCAAGGAGUGGCCUCACAGUUGGCAAUUCGGAAAGUUAGAGAAUAUGAUGCUGAUUUCCGUACCAAGACCUUCCCAGAAAAAGCUCAGCAGAUCUUUGUUGAAGCUCAUCAAUGCCUCAACACCUCAGAUCAUGACCGACUUCAUGCCCUGGUAACUGAGCGCUGUUUCCCGGAGAUGGUGUGGGACAUCCAACUUAAGACAGUACAUUGGAACUUUGUGGAAUCUCUGGAACCACCAAGAGUAGUUCAUGUUCGUUGUCCAAAUAUGGUGAGCGAGGGCAACAUAUAUGGCCAGGUCACCGUCCGCAUGCACACUCGCCAGACCCUGGCUAUCUAUGACCGGUUUGGGCGGUUGAUGUAUGGACAAGAAGAUGUGCCCAAGGAUGUGUUGGAGUAUGUGGUAUUUGAGAGACACUUAACAAACCCGUAUGGGGCCUGGAGAAUGCAUGGAAAAAUUGUCCCUGCUUGGGCCCCUGCUAAGGAUCCCAUCCCCAAGACGGUGAUGAUUCCUGGUCCCAAGCUCCAACCAUGGGAAGAAUAUGAAGAAGUUAAUGUGGAAGUUCAAAAGUCUCAGCCUGUUCAAUGGCACAAGUAGGGUGGGGUGCAAAGCUUUGGUGAUUUGGUGUUGGAAUUGAAGAGACAUUGGAGAGCAUCUGAAACCAGGUCUUCCUAUUGUUUUUGGUUCCCAGAAGAAAGCAUGAAGCCACCUUUUUGGUUUUUAAGAAAGGACAGUUGUUUGAAAUAAAACCCAGUUAGGGAUCAAAGUAGUUUUAAUGGGUUCUAUGGUUCCACUCAUCCAGGAUGGAUCUUCAGCCUGGAUUGAAAAUGAAAUUUGAAAUGGGAGAUGUAGCAGCCAUAGGAAAGGGGGAAGGAGUCAUUUAUGAGUAAUAUGACAUCAACCAAGACAAUUUACCUGCAGGAUAGAUUUAUAAUCCCUUCAGUAUUCUUCAUCAUCAGGUUCCUAGUUAUCAUUUGCACCCCAGCAAGAACCCAGUAUGAAUACAUAGAAGAGAAGGGGUUAUGGCAAGACUGGUCUCAUCUGGAAUAUCAGUCUGCAAGUUUUUGUUACACAUAUCAGUACCUCUCAGCCAUAGUAAUUACCAGAACAUAGUAACAUGUUCUAAUUUUCCCUUUCCUGUCUCAGUUGUAGGAAAAAGAGAGGAGGUGAACCCAUAUAAGGAGCAAUAGAACUUUGCAAUGGGGAAUUUAAUCCUGCAUCCCCAAACCCAUUCCUAUCAAAAAGAACUUCAAGGAUUUCCAAUUCUGCUAUGUCCUUGAAUUAUCAAUCUGAUAUCCGAAUUCAUCAUCCUUGACCCACACAUAGCCCUUUGAGGAAACAACUUUAGUCCCUGGGAAUCCUCCUAAAGCUGCUUUAUUUGUCUUCUAUUAAAAAAUGAAUUCAUUUUUCCAGGAA
Molecule: messenger RNA, 1943 nt
Organism: Monodelphis domestica (gray short-tailed opossum)
Lineage: Eukaryota; Metazoa; Chordata; Mammalia; Didelphimorphia; Didelphidae
Source: RefSeq, a predicted model, not a curated record